This is a messenger RNA of Volvox carteri f. nagariensis, 2208 nucleotides long. RefSeq lists its product as uncharacterized. The record is from RefSeq and is a predicted model, not a curated record. NCBI's taxonomy places the organism in Eukaryota, Viridiplantae, Chlorophyta, Chlorophyceae, Chlamydomonadales, Volvocaceae. The transcript has 11 exons. Gene Ontology annotation, biological process: porphyrin-containing compound biosynthetic process. Bases 1 to 1698 code for a protein of 565 amino acids. Gene Ontology annotation, molecular function: protoporphyrinogen oxidase activity, oxygen as acceptor.
AUGCUGACUAGCCAUGCCACUAACAUCUACGCGAACUCAAAGGCCAGGCUUCAGAUCCGCGAGAUCGCUCGGCCGACGGUGACCGGUGUCUCGAGGUCAGGCGUUCUUCAGGAUGUCGCCUCUCCGCUCCCACGGCAGAUUCCGAGGCCAGCUCAACGUGCUGCGCGUCCUACUUCUGCUACGGCCACUUCAAGUGGGGUACCCACGGCGGACAGUGCCCGUGGCACGAAGAUCGUUGACAAUGUGUAUGACGUGAUUGUGGUUGGCGGUGGCCUCUCCGGGCUCGUUACGGGUCAAGCCCUCUCGGCGCAACAUGGUGUUAAUAACUUCCUCGUUACCGAGGCUCGCGAGCGCGUCGGCGGCAACAUUACGUCCAUGUCGGGCGAUGGCUACGUGUGGGAGGAAGGCCCAAACAGCUUCCAGCCAAAUGAUAGUAUGUUACAAGUAGCUGUGGAUGCCGGGGUGGAGAAGGACCUGGUGUUGGGAGACCCCAAGGCACCCCGAUUUGUGUACUGGCAGAACAAGCUCCGUCCCGUCCCCAGCGGCCCUGAUGCGCUCACCUUUGACCUCAUGUCCCUUCCGGGGAAGAUCCGAGCUGGUCUCGGAGCCAUUGGCCUGAUCAACGGAGCCAUGCCUAACUUUGAGGAGAGCGUGGAGCAGUUCAUCCGUCGGAACCUGGGUGACGAGGUGUUCGAGCGCCUCAUUGAGCCGUUCUGCUCGGGGGUGUACGCGGGAGAUCCAUCCAAGCUAUCCAUGAAGGCAGCGUUUAACAGGAUCUGGAUUUUGGAGAAGGACGGCAGCAGUCUGGUGGGGGGUGCGUUGAAGCUGUUUCAGGAGCGCCGCAAGAACCCGCCGCCACCUCGCGAUCCCCGCCUGCCGCCUAAACCCAAGGGCCAAACGGUGGGUUCUUUCCGUCUCGGUCUCAAGAUGUUGCCCGAGGCGAUUGAGCGGCGUAUCAAGGACCAAGUCAGGGUCAACUGGAAGCUGGUGUCGUUGACGCGCGACGGCGAUCGCUACAGCCUGGUGUACGACACGCCGGAGGGCCGAGUGCAAUGCUACAGCCGUGCGGUGGCGCUGACGGCACCGUCGUAUGUUGUGGCGGAUCUUAUCAAGGCUGAGGUGCCAGCCGCUGCGGAGGCUCUGUCCUCGUUCGACUACCCCCCGGUGGGGGCCGUCACUCUGAGCUACCCCCUGUCAGCCAUACGGGAUGAUCGGAAGGACGCGCAGGGCAACGUGCCGGGUUUCGGACAGCUCCACCCCCGCUCGCAGGGCGUGACGACUCUGGGCACCAUCUACAGCUCCUCCCUGUUCCCGGGUCGGGCUCCCCCGGGGCACAUGCUGCUGCUCAACUACAUCGGAGGGGCCACGAACCGAGGGAUAGUCAACCAGACGCAAGAGCAGCUUGUGGCGCAGGUGGACAAGGACUUGCGGUUGAUGGUGCUCAAGCCCGACGCGCCGGCUCCACGUGUGGUGGGCGUGCGGGUUUGGCCCCGUGCCAUUCCCCAGUUCAACAUCGGGCACUUGGAGCUGCUGGAUAAGGCCCGGGGGGCGCUGGAGGCCAAGGGCUGGAAUGGCGUCUUCCUUGGCGGGAACUACGUCUCGGGGGUUGCCUUGGGCAAGGUGGUGGAGUACGGGUACGAGAGCGCGGCCAAACUUGCAAAGCACCUCACAGCCGCUCAGAAGCAGGUGGCGGUGUAAGGUGGUCGUGGCGGGGCACAUGUGCAGCGGCCGUACUGCUGUAGUGGCACUCGAUGGAGUCGACUGAGGGCGGCAUCUGCGCAGCUGUGUAGCCGGAGCUGCCGCAGUAGCCGACGGUGCCAACAGCGCCCACGGGAUUGCCGAACCUGGCAAUGCCGUACCUAGCCGGUGCUGACGACACGGCUGGGGGACGGAUGGCAGCCGGUCACAAGCCGCAGCGUCCGGCUCUUCUUUUGCUAUCGUUCGCCGGGGCUUUCACGACGCCAGGCCCCAGGACGCAGUUUUUUGCAGAGGUGGAAGGGCGUCACAGUGGCAAUGGAGGGCGGCUGGGGGACGUGGCAGAGGGGGUGGGGUCGCGUGGCAUGGGCGGGACGAGGGCUCGUCUGCACUGUCUUUUGGGCGAGGCCCGGGCGCGAAGAGGACCCUGCUGUCGGUCAGUCAGCGUCGUGUCUCGUCUAUGUACUCGCAUGCUACGCCAAACUGAGAAUUAUAUUUAACAAUUUUCGAUUG